Messenger RNA from Cylicocyclus nassatus, 852 nucleotides. The record is from the annotation of a GenBank genome assembly. NCBI's taxonomy places the organism in Eukaryota, Metazoa, Nematoda, Chromadorea, Rhabditida, Strongylidae.
AUGGCUCAUGACGUGGGAGUUCCAAGAAGCGGUGGCAAUGGUUUCAGAAUGCGAACGCUAACCUUCUUGUGCCUUCUCUCAUCAUGCUACUGUUGGGAACUUGGGUGGGAACAGUCAACUGGUGUAAAAGGAAAACUUCUUUGUAACCGUAAACCGGUCAAUGAUGCGAGAAUAUGGAUUUUUGAGAGAGAACCUUUGAACACAGUCCGACUCAUAAAUAAACAACCCGCCAAACCGGGUAAAUUUGGAAAAUUCAAAAUUGAAGGCACUGCUACAGAGAUAACCGAAAUCGAUCCAUACAUCAUGGUCAUACAUUGGUGCACUUGGAAUAAGGAACGAACUAAAUUCUGCAUAGACAUCCCAUCAAAGUAUAUAAACACAGGCCGUAAAACAGCAGUCAAGUCAAAGAACAAGCAACAAGCGCUGGCCAAAAAGUGCAGCAGAUGCCAGAAAGCGCCUUACAACACUCCUUACAAACAUGCUACUGCGCUUCCCAAAUUACAAGUUGAACAAGUUUUUACAAAAGAUAUAACACCGUCGAUGCUCAGAUCGCGAAAGACUGCUCGGGGACGUGGUAACGAAGAACCUGUUCUGGCACCUGGUGCAGAAAUUAGCGAAAAUUUGGGAAGAUUUGCCGAGCGUCUUACCGAUAUCUCCGGUGAUGGUGCUGCUGGAGCAGAACAAACGGUAUUUGGAAAAUUGGGAGAGGAAGCUCCGCAGCCUGCAAAGUUAGUACAAUCUGGAUUUUCAUUGGAUUUCGAUCCCUGUUUGAGAUAUAUAAACUUUCACAUCGUUUCGCCAUUUCACAAAAUCGCGCAACUUGGCAAACGGAAGAGUUCCCACUGGUGUUAA